This is a messenger RNA of Ziziphus jujuba (common jujube), 924 nucleotides long. RefSeq lists its product as uncharacterized. Gene Ontology annotation, cellular component: spindle microtubule; outer kinetochore. NCBI's taxonomy places the organism in Eukaryota, Viridiplantae, Streptophyta, Magnoliopsida, Rosales, Rhamnaceae. The coding region runs from base 177 to 644 and encodes 155 amino acids. The record is from RefSeq and is a predicted model, not a curated record. The transcript has 5 exons. Gene Ontology annotation, biological process: chromosome segregation; mitotic cell cycle; cell division. Gene Ontology annotation, molecular function: microtubule binding.
GAAACUUACUUAUCGAUCCGGCGAGUUUUGAAGAGCUCCGAGCCCGUGAAGAUUUGAAAAAAGUAGAUACAAGAAGCAAAGUGGAGAAUCAGGAUAGGAGGCGGGGGAAAUUGAUAAAGUUUGAAACAGAGAGAAAUUGAAAACCCUAGGUAGGGGAGGGGAGGGGAGAGGGAAAAAUGGGGCGUUCCAGUGAACACCAUGAAGCGACGGAUGGUUUGGUGAAGCUAUUGACGAAAGCCAACCACGAUCUCACACUGGUUCAGAACAGGCUCGAGAGGGAAUUCCAACAAAUUUACCCUGACAAUGCAAACCCAAUGAAGCUGGUUUAUAGAGUAAAGAAGAUUCAUGAAGAUGUAUCGGCUUUGAAAGAGCAGUGCCGCGAACUUCUUUCUGCCAAACAGGAUUUGAUUGAUAAGGCUCGGACAGUUCUUGUUGGGAACAGAAAUGCACUGCAGCGGAUGCAAGCAUCCAUGGGCAUUCCCCUAGACGACGGUGAUUCUAGCGAUUCUGCUUUUGCCAAUUUCAACCAGAUAAUUGAUGAGUGGACAGCUCAAGUCAGAUCAGGCACAGGGGAUGAUACGCAUGCUUCAGGCUCUGAAGAUGUUAACGAAUUACUCUUCUCGGCUAUAAUCCAAAGCAACUGAUAGACUUUCAUGAUUUAGUUGAAGCACCUCAGUAUUAUGAAAGGGGACAACAGCAUAGAUUAAACGUCCUACCAUUUCCCCAGUUCUUGAGAAGAAUAGAUGAUUUACAUUUUAAGAUUACUCUGUGGAAUGCAAUUCUUGUCGAUUUUAAGUGACGUUUCCGGUUGGUACAUGACACAGUUAUGACUGAAGUCACCCUCUUAUAUAAUAUGCUUUCCCCUAAUGUAUAUGCUGACACGUUAUUUAAAAAAAAAAUUAAUGAAACAGAAUUGAAUAGAAA